GCAUAGCACAGUGAGAGUGAAAAGACACAGAGUGCAGAGCAGACUGAGACUGCAGACAUGAAGCAGCACAGAACGAUUUAUAUGCUUGUAAAGCCUGCAGCAGAAUGGACCACUGAUGGGGUUGAAACCUCGGAAUCCUGAUGUUUAUGGUCCAAACAUGUGAAACAGACAGCAAUCAGUGAAGCUUGCAGACCCUCAGCAUGGGAUCCCUGUGGAAUAUUUAUUUUCUUUUCCCCAUUUCAUUCCCUCUCUCACUUCACGCCGCUGCUUUUACUGAAGAAAAUGGCAAAGAAACACAAGCGACAGACAAUGACAGCGUGACACAGUUUCUUACACAGCCCCUAGAGAAACCUCACCAAUCAAGUUUGGGACAAGAGAGUUUUAUGUUUAGACCUGACAAUGUUGACUUUCUGAGUCAUCCCAUGAGUUGGCCCUUAUCAUCUGAGGACUUGGACAGGCAAGGUGUGAUUGGUGAAUACAGUGACAUUCAGGAGGGCACUGAGACAUCUAUUUUAUAUCCUAAUGAUGGAGGACCUACAUCCAGCCCUUCAGAUAUUGUCAAAGAGGAUAAAACUCUCAUGGACAGUGUGCAAACAUCUAGAUUUUUAUCAGGAACGGCUCCACAAAAUCCUGCAAAGAAACAAACAUUUAAUUUUCUGUCGCCUGAAACGAGCCGAGUGUCCACAGAGCAUCCUGCACAAACCAGAGAGAACAAGCUAGCACUGAAAAAUGAAAUUUCUAAUACACAUUUUCCUAUGCCUUUUUCCGAAUCCCUUCCAUUACCCAUACCGGAUUUCAACUCAACCCCAUCAGCAUUUAUUGGAUCGAAUGAUAACCCUGAGCACCAAACUCCAUCAUCAGCGACAAACAAUGGGGGGUGGAAUAAAGGCAUCCCAGUUUCCACACAGGGAACACAAGAUGGGACAAAUCGUAUUGCAGAUGCUAUUUUAAUCAAAGGAACAGUCAGCACAGAGGGAACCAGAGAUGAAUCCAGAAAGGACAGCUGGAAUGUCCCAAAGACCACUGGCACACUGUUGCUCGAAGGUAACAUGGAUAUGUCCACCACGCCCUGUAAAACUUCAGAUGAGUCCUGGACUCCCACCUACCCAGAGGAUUUUACACCAAGUGAGCCCUUGCUCCCCUCUCUGGCUCUCAGCCCUGCCAAUUUGGUUCCUCUGUAUUCAGACUGGAACUCUGCCUUUGCAACGUGGGGAUUUGCAUGGGAAGCACACAUCUAUGGUCUGGGAUCCGCCUUCGCUUUAAUAUGCCUAAUAUCUGUAGUUUGCCUGUUAGGCUUGCCUCUACGGUGCCCCCCUGGAAUUGGCUUUUUUAUCAUGCUACACAUGUUCGUUCUGGCAUUUGCGGGGAUCCAAGGCUUCAGUUUGCUGUAUGACGCUUAUAAUUCUCAAGAUCGUCUUCCACCUCUGGUCACUCAGCUGCUCUCAGAAUUACCAAUGCCUUGUUUGACAUCAGCCUUUUCCUUGGCCUUCUUCCUUUUGUCUUUGCACUCACGCAGCUAUCUUUCACUUCCACUUGCUAUUUCUACCUCAUUCUCAGCCUUGCCUAAGCCUUGUCUUUUACUUUGCAUGUGCCUGUUGCAUUUUAUGAUCUCACUAGGAUGUGUUGGACUCCUCCAGCUCUUUCAUAGUCUCCCCACUGUGAUCAUUUUGUUCCCUCGUGGUUUGUUUGUCUUCCUAACCAUCUUCCUUUCAUCCUCCUACAUCAUCUUUUACUGCUUGAAAAAAGUAAACACAAAACACAUUUACAGGCUGAGCGAUAACGGAGAGACUGGAGGAUCUCCAGAAAUGAUACGACCUAUAAAAUGCCCAUUUUCCAAGGUAGAAGAUUGGGAUAGAGCAGCAGGAGCUGGGAUAGGAAGUUCAUUGUGUUUGUUAGGAUGUGGUGGUCUUCAGCUCUAUGGGAUCCUGCAUACUCUUGGUUUUGGUGGGGUGGUUGGUUUUGGGUUCCAGCCAUGGCCUUGGUGGGGCUACCACAUAGGCUGCAGGUUAUGUGAGAUUGGGGUGUGUCUAGGUUUGUGCAUUAUUGGCACACAUCCUCUGUUCUGUAACACCAACUCCUCUGUCAAAACUAUAAGUAACCCCAGGCCAGGAUCCUGGUCCCGUCUAUCCAGUAGCUCCCCUUUGAGAGGACUCAGCGUACCCUCGCAGGAAGAAGCAAACUCUCCGACCCUCACCACUCAUGAGUUUUGGUCCCAGAUUAACCAGGAAAAGCUAGUGGCCUGCGAUGAUGACACCAAAAAGCAAUCAGAUGCUCUCACUCUUUGUGCAAUGGUUGACAAUCCUGCAACUGAAGUAGACUGUGCAAACAAGCGCAGCCCAAACCAGACCAUUCUGCCUUUACAUACACCGCAAAACCCACCAAAGCAACCUAAAAAUGCUGAUGACUUCCAGCUAUCAUCACUGGACAGCGUAGGUACAGAUAGUGACUCAACAGGGGACCUCCGACCCCCAUCUCCUAUAGAGCUGUCACGUAGUAUUGACCAAGCUCUAUUUAGUGAGUCCUUAUUUUCUCACAGCAUUUUUAGUCCACAAAGGCUGUUCUAUACUUCCUCAAGUCUUUCGUUGAGUUCUCCUGGUCAAGGAACGUUAAACGAAGCAACCAAAUGUGUUGAUGAAACUCUAUACCGGGCCUCAUCUUGUGGAGACGUGGAUCAAGAGAAUGCCAUGUCUAGUUCCAGAGUUUCUCAACAACACGUGGGUUUGAUGUCUCACAAGAAAGCCCCAAUGGCAACAGAUCAGAUGGACUGGAAAAGGAGCAUUACUGGUUCAACUCACGGUUUGUGCAACUAUGCAAAACAAAGCAAUAAGUUACGUUCCAAUUCCUGGACAAACAGGGGACAAAACAUUGCCCAAAGCAGCUUUCCAAGAGCAAUACCUUCUCUGUCUUAUCACAGGAGAUAUAGAACGCUGAGCUUGGCUUCCCAGGACAGUCAGGGUUCAAGCCGGAUAGCAGGGACUAAGCACCUAAGUGAAAGCAAACAGCUGGAAUGGGAUAUGACGGUACAAGCAGAGUUUGUUAAUGUGUGCAAACAAAUUGAUGCCCUGAGUAUGUGCAGUGACACCAUAGAAUUGUGAAAAAAGUUCAGAAAUCAGGUUGACAGUGUACAGAUGUUUUAUAAUAUAAAUUAAGCAAUCCCCCAUAAUGUAAGUAGAAUUGAUAUUAUUGAAUAAGAUUUUAUGUAAUUUAACAAUAAUAAUUAUCUGUAAAUACUGUAUACAUAAAAGUUUUUACAUCCCGGUUUUACCUAUUCUGAAGCAUUUCGGAAUUCAGACCACAGCAUGAAACUUUUAUAAGUGGAAUAUCUUAUCUGUGUGUUUUGUUCAGAAUGUUAGUGUGCAAUAAACUUACAAAGGUUUCUGACAAUCAAGAGUUCAAACACAAGUUUAAGUUUAUCUGGUGAACCUUCUGUAAAACGAAAUAUAAUGUUGUGUCACCUGUAGUACAAACCAAAUAAGCUUGCUACAGGUUGGAUACAGUAUGGUGAUAACAUGAAUGUCUUCUUAUAAAUAAAUAGUCAUUUUUGUUGUAUAGUCUGGAUCAAAGAGACUGAGAAAGGCACAAAAAAGUAUUCAGUGAAAAUUGUACAGCAAUGAAUGUGAAGUUAGAAGUUUUGUUUCCUAGAUCUCCAUGUGUCAUAACUUUGAUACUCUUUCAAAGUGUAUUUUGCUUAAUUUAUAAAUUACUAUUACGCUAUUACCCUUACACAAAAAAGAUACAAAGAUGCCACCCAAUAAAUUGAAAUUGCAACUUCACUGUAUUCUAUAAUUUCUAUAGCACUUUUAACUGGUGGCAUUCAAUAAUCAAGUAAUUUCAAAAACAUUUAAGAACUAAAAAACAGCACUGUUCAUAAAUUUAAAGAAUUCAACUUCUGUGCAAGUCCUGAGAAGAUUGUACCUUAUUACAAGGAGUUUUUAUAAAAAAUGCAUCAAACAAUGACCGAUAAAAUGAAACUGUUAUGAAGGAAAUGAGAAUAGCAAGUAAACAAUCAAUGUGUAUGCAUUUUUCUUUUUCUUUAGCAAGUAAAACAUUUGUAUAGAAAGAAUACUUAGUUUGAAUGUCAAACUCAAAAGAACAAUGGAAGAAUAAAUAAAGAUUCAAAGCAAAAAUGU
Fundulus heteroclitus (mummichog) is the source of this 4130-nucleotide messenger RNA. RefSeq names its product proline-rich transmembrane protein 4 (gene prrt4a). The record is from RefSeq and is a predicted model, not a curated record. The coding region runs from base 201 to 3095 and encodes 964 amino acids. The transcript has 3 exons. NCBI's taxonomy places the organism in Eukaryota, Metazoa, Chordata, Actinopteri, Cyprinodontiformes, Fundulidae.